UGCUAUGCGACGAUGCUAUAAUACACAUAUCAAUGUUAGACAUUAGUUGUUUAAGCUAGCCACUCACAUUUUAGUCCAGCUUUCUGCUUUUUUCAUCCACAUUCAAUAAUCAACAGUCCAGCCAUGCCACUUCCAGAUACAAUGUACUGUGCCGAGCAAAUCAACAUCCCUCCUGAGCUGCCUGACAUCAUGAAAAGCUUCACUAAGGCAGCCAUCCGAACACAGCCUAAAGAUUUGCUGCUGUGGGCUGUGGCAUACUUCAGUGCUCUGUCUAAGGGAGAGCGUCUGCCUGUCAAAGACAGGCUGGAGAUGAAUGUUGCCACCCAGAAGACAGACACUGGACUAACUCCAGGUCUGCUCAAGACGCUACACAAACAGUUGUCCCCAAAGCAAACAUGCAGCAAGGAGGAACUGCAGAAGAAAUGGAAGGGUCUGUGCCUACCCAUGGAUCAGCUGGAGAGCUUUCUGUUGCUAGGCAGCUUCAGCUCUGAAAUCAACUGGAUGGAGUUUUUUGCCCUGGGGUGCAGUACCCUGGGAGGGACUCUCAUGAGUUCUCUUAAGUAUGCCUGUGAGAUCCUGACAGAGGAUGAGGACGGCGGUGCUGCGAAGAUCCCAUUCGACACCUUUGUCAAACUCUACACCUACCUGGCUCACCUGGAUGGGGACGUGCCACAAGACCACAUUGACAACUUCCUCAGCAGUCUGCAGCCGCAAGUGGAGCUCCAACAUGGGAUGAUAAAACCUCUGGACUUCAUUCAUCAGGAUGAUAUGGACUUCGGAUCAUCCAGUUUUGCCGAAGCAACCUCAACAGCUGAAACUGAUGCUGAUGGCCAAAGUCACAUUUAAAAAAAAAACACUUUGGUCCGAAAGUCUGUCCCACAGUGCUUCUGUGCACAAGUAAUAUGCACAUGUGAGCUUCUCAGUAGUGGAGCCUGCAGCAUAAGGUAAAGACCUUAUUAGGUCCAACAAACAUUUUUGCUUGCCCUUGCAAACCCCUUAUGUCUGUUUUUACAGUUCAUUCUACAAACACAGAGUUAAUGCAACAUGCCAGACUUAUGUGAAAGAGCACUUAUCUGUGUGGCGGCUGUAGCCUGUAUAUCAGUCUGAAAGCUCUUCUGCUGUAGUCUACAUAGACAUAUGUAUGUAUAGUUAUAAAAGCUGUCUCUCUUUUUGAUUGCACACAAUCCGCACACUGUUUAUUAUUCUCAUUUUUAUUGCUCUACUUUUUAUUUUUAUUUUUAUUGUUACUUUCCAUUCCUGUUAACCUUAUAAUACAUUGAGGGCUUCUGUAGUGGAGUCAAAUUCCUGUAUGUUCAGACAUACUUGGUAAUUAAAGACAAUUCUGAUUCUGAUGCCCUCUUGACGUACAGUAUGAAUGAACCACAUUUCCCACUGGCUGUGUUGCUGACCCUUGACUCGAACUUUAAAUGGGCCUGUGAAAGCCCUUAUGGAGCUGAAGUUCUCAGUCUAACUAAACCACCAGUCUUCCUAAUCAGUAUUAAUCAUUUCCUUCCAUUGUGCCAGGGCUAAAUAGGGCCCACUAAGCGCUGUAUUACAGUGUCAAAUACACUACGUGAGCACUAGUGGUUUAUUUGAAUUUAUAAUAAAGCUGUCUGAAAUAUUAUUGAGUAAAAGACAAACAUGAUUUCACCUUUCUUACUGUAGAAUGUUUGGCAGACUUCCACUUUUUUCUACAGUUUAAUUGGCUUUCAUUAAACAGUUCUAUCUUCUAAAACACCAGUUUAUUGACUAGCAUUAUUAACCAAUUUUCCUGUUAUUGGAUUAGCCGAACAUUUCACUGAGAAGUUUUGGAACUGCUGUUGAACAGAUCACAGUGUAAAACUGGAACACAGCACAAAUUUGAUUGCAGAAGUCAUCUGUCAUAGAGCAGGGGCACUGUUGCAUACUGUGAAAGAAUAUAGAGAUCGCUCUCAGUCUAUAAUGUGAGUAAACCAUAUAUUUGUACAGUACAUUUAUAAAACCUGAUAAAACCUGUGAAACAUUUUACAACUGUUUCUUGAAGUAC
Molecule: messenger RNA, 2026 nt
Organism: Monopterus albus (swamp eel)
Lineage: Eukaryota; Metazoa; Chordata; Actinopteri; Synbranchiformes; Synbranchidae
Gene: ropn1l
Product: rhophilin associated tail protein 1-like
Exons: 7
Coding region: 124-846 (240 amino acids)
Source: RefSeq, a predicted model, not a curated record